CCAACCACAGCUGAGCAGCAGCCAACAAGCAAGACGAAGAGCCAAUCAAAGGCUCCUUUGAAAACUCCAGGAUGAAGAUGACUUCAGUGCUAAUUUGCCUCACCCUGGGCCUGGUUCUGGUCUUUGGGAAAGGGUCUGCUUUACAUCUUCAAGAGUCCCACACAGCCCAUCAGGCCACUGACUUCGGAGUAAAAGUGUUUAAGCAUGUGGUCCAGGCCUCCAAGGAUCGGAACGUGGUUUUUUCUCCCUAUGGGGUGUCCUCAGUGAUGGCCAUGCUGCAGCUGACCACAGCAGGGAAAACCCAGCGGCAGAUCCAAGACGCUAUGGGAUUCAAAAUCAACGGGACCUGGAGCUGGUCCAGGGCUUCAUGCCCAACUUCUCCAAGCUCUUCCGGACCACAGUGAAGCAGGUGGACUUCUCAGAGGUGGAGAGAGCCAGAUUCAUCAUCAAUGACUGGGUGGAGAGGCACACCAGAGGUAUGAUCAGUGACUUACUUGCCAAAGGGGCUGUGGAUCAGCUGACACGCCUCAUUCUGGUGAAUGCCCUCUACUUCAACGGCCAGUGGAAGACCCCCUUCUCAGAGUCCAGCACCCACCACCGCCUCUUCCACAAGUCUGAUGGCAGCACCGUCUCUGUGCCCAUGAUGGCUCAGACCAACAAGUUCAACUACACUGAAUUCACCACUCCUGAUGGCCACUACUACGACAUCCUGGAACUGCCCUAUCAUGGAGAAACCCUUAGCAUGUUCAUCGCAGCGCCCUUCAAAAAGGAAGUGCCUCUCUCUGCCCUCACCAACAUUCUGGAUGCUGAACUCAUUCGACAAUGGAAAGGGAACAUGACCAGACUUCCCCGACUUCUCAUCCUGCCUAAGUUCUCUCUGGAGACUGAAGUGGACCUCAGAGGGCCUCUGGAGAAUUUGGGCAUGACUGACAUGUUUAGCCCAACCCAGGCUGACUUCACGAGUCUUUCUGAGCAAGAGCAGCUCUCUGUAGCUCAGGCCCUGCAAAAAGUCAAGAUCGAGGUGAACGAGAGUGGUACGGUGGCGUCUUCCUCCACAGCCAUUCUAGUCUCAGCCCGCAUGGCCCCUCAGGAGGUGAUCAUGGACCGACCCUUCCUCUUUGUGGUUCGGCACAAUCCAACAGAGACAAUCCUCUUCAUGGGCCAAUUGAUGGAACCUUGACAGCAGGAAGAGAAGCCUUCACUCGGGACAAAACUGGAGCUGUUAUAAGCAGAAACUCUGAAGAAAAGACUCAUUUCAAGUACUCUUUCGGGAGAAGGAGAAGGCAUUUCCCUUCACUCCCACAGUGGGAAAUCUUCCAACAGCCUCCCAGACCUCGGACUCUCGAAGGAAAAAGAGUCUAACUCACUCACUAGAGUUAGACUCCCCUGUUCCACCAAGAUCUCUAAUCCAGACACAGAACUAACAGAGCCUUCAUCUGGCCAUCUUUCUAACAUUCAGACUUUGGAUCUGGGUCCCACCAGUGCCCCAGCGGGGUGGGGCCACAAGGCUGUCACUCAGCAUCCUUGGGCAAAAAAAUCACUGGCCACCUCUUGCACCUUUUGCAGUUGCUGAGGUGGGUGCCACAAGCUAAAGGGAGAAACACUGCCUUCUCCCAAGGUACACCGCGGGAAUGACCGCCUUGCCCGGCUCCCAGGGGCAGCAGGUGGACAGAUCAAGUGUUUGCCCAGUAUUGAGCCCUGUCCCAGCUCCUUUUGUGCCCUCCCCUGACACCGCAUAGGUUAUUUCAGAGUGUAGGUGACUUGUUUACAUAGCUUUUUUCAACCCACAACCCUUUUUCUUUUGGGAACAGGGAAAGAAAGGUCAGAUGUGUGUGUGCCUGGCUCAUCAUCCCCAAUCUCCCUGUCGGGGUGCAGGGGAGAUGCCAGGGGUGUGCUUGAAUAUUUAUCACAUUCUUCCUCUUGUGUGCUUGUUGGAGAGAAAAAUAUAUUGUUAAGGAAAAAUCAUUUUAUUUAAGUCAUGGCACACGGUGUCCCAUUUGGGGUCUAUAUCCCUGUAUCUCAGGGGUACGGCACUCUACAAGCCUGCCCCUCCGGGUGGCCCUAGUGAUGGGAGUUCACACUGCCGCCUAGUGGCAGCCCACGUUAAAGGAAGAAGAAGAAAAAAAGAUUGGGUGGAAGAGAGAUUUGAGGGAGGGCAAAGUGGUUUCAAAUUUUUCCAAUGCAUUCAAGAGCAGAAUGGCAAUAGGGGCUGUGUGACCUAACAGGACAGAACUUUCUCCAAUUACUGGGUGACUCAGAGCCGCACUGGUGACUCACUUCAAUGUGUCAUUUCCGGCUGCUGUAUGUGAGCAGUGGACACGUGGGGGAUGGGGGUGGGAUGAAAGAGACAGCCAGCUCCCGGUCAACCACCUUAGUUAGAUAAUCAUUUUUGAAAGCCUCCUUAGCUGGGGUAUGAUCAGAAAACCAAUUUACUGAAAAACUGCACAAGAAGGUAGCGUGAAUGCAAUCUCAUAGCAGGCCACUCUGCAUCCAUUAUGUCUCCACCGGAAGAAAAAAACAAAACCCAUUCUCUUUGGUUUUGUUUCUCUCUCUUCCUCUCCCCUCUCUUCUUCCUCUACUCAUUAUGCACUGGACAGCCAUACACCGUGUACCCACAGAGGCCCCAAUGUGGGGGUCAAAUGUUCUUGAAUUUUGUUGGUAACAUGCUUUUUUUUCACUUUUGAUAUAUAAACAGGUGAAUAUGUCUUUAAAAACAAUAAAAACAAAUAAUAUGCAAACAAAA
Molecule: messenger RNA, 2743 nt
Organism: Cricetulus griseus (Chinese hamster)
Lineage: Eukaryota; Metazoa; Chordata; Mammalia; Rodentia; Cricetidae
Source: RefSeq, a predicted model, not a curated record